Messenger RNA from Triticum aestivum (bread wheat), 859 nucleotides. RefSeq lists its product as uncharacterized. Lineage: Eukaryota; Viridiplantae; Streptophyta; Magnoliopsida; Poales; Poaceae. The coding region runs from base 112 to 579 and encodes 155 amino acids. The transcript is spliced from 2 exons. The record is from RefSeq and is a predicted model, not a curated record.
UCCUCAGAGACUGGUAUAUGGGGUAGUUACGUCUCCACAUCGGCUCCAUGUUCGAGUUUUUAUGCUCAUAAUCAUGGGACCCUAACUGGUAGUGCCAUUUACUGGUUGCCCAUGAAAGAUCACAUACUUGAAUUUGAUUUGGAUAGAGGGACACUCGCCAUGAUCGAGGGGCCUGGUCUUAAUGAACCCCACAAACAUCGGAUCAUCAAAGCAGAGGAUGGUCAUGUUGGUCUUUUCGUGUUAACUGAAUAUAGCAUUCAAAUGUGGCAGAUGAAGGUCAAUUAUCAAGGUGUUACCACAUGGUUGUUGCGGAAUGCUGCAAUUCAUGGGAUCUCUCCUCGGGUUAAGAUAAAAAAGACACGAUUGCUUGGGUAUGAUGAGGAUACUGAAGCAAUAGUUCUAAAUAUGCGCGGGGGAGUCUAUAUGGUUGAACUUAAGUCAAUGCAAUGCAAGAAACUUCAUGAAGUCACUAAUUAUGCAAGCUGUCGCUAUUAUCCUUUUAAGAGUUUCCGUCCUCCAGGCAUAGGCAUUGCUGCUGGAUGUGAUGGAGUUGAAGCGCGGCACGGUGCAUUGGGAUGAAUGUUUCAUUUUUUGAUUUAAUAUAAUGUGCUGAAAUCAUUCAGCAAGUAAGAAUAUCACUUGAAUAUAGUUUGUGAGAAUUAAACUGUUUUAGUUUUUCACAAGCAUGUUCAUCACCAUAGAUCGAUUGUGAUCAUGAUCUACCCAUGCUUUUUUUUGUUGCCUUGAGAUUAAUGGGAAAAGUACAGGGCCGAAGGAAGUAACGCAGAAUAUACCAGAUAAGAGAAAUAUAAGUGUUGUAAUUUUUCAAAAAGAAAUAAUUGGCAUGUAAUCUCGUCUA